This is a messenger RNA of Filobasidium floriforme, 2601 nucleotides long. RefSeq lists its product as uncharacterized. The coding region runs from base 204 to 2408 and encodes 734 amino acids. The record is from RefSeq and is a predicted model, not a curated record. Gene Ontology annotation, molecular function: iron-sulfur cluster binding; NADH dehydrogenase (ubiquinone) activity. Gene Ontology annotation, cellular component: membrane. The transcript is spliced from 7 exons. NCBI's taxonomy places the organism in Eukaryota, Fungi, Basidiomycota, Tremellomycetes, Filobasidiales, Filobasidiaceae. Gene Ontology annotation, biological process: ATP synthesis coupled electron transport.
AGAACAACCGAGCAAGUAGGUCGACGACAUCGAUCAUCCUUCGCCCCGUCUACGUUUUUAUUGGAAUCUAGCAUCUAGCUCUAGGCAGGGAAUCCGAGAUAUAAACCUCGAAAUAGACGCCGGCUCACCUUUCCGUUACGACCUAUCUCGGAGCUCGAUCCCAUAUUCACUAAACCUAUAACGACCUACAAAAUCCGAGCAAGAUGUUCCGAGCUUUGCAGAGGACCAGGGCUUUGAAGCAGGGCAACCGUCUGCUUCAUACCACCGCACCCCGACGGGCCGAUGUGACCCUGACGAUCGAUGGAAAGGAGGUUACCGUACCUCAGGGGACGGCUUUGAUCCAGGCUUGUGAACAAGCCGGAGCUCAGAUCCCCCGAUUCUGUUACCACGACCGACUCGCCAUUGCGGGUAACUGUCGAAUGUGCCUUGUCGAGGUCGAGCGAUCUCCCAAGCCGGUAGCGUCGUGUGCUAUGCCCGCUAUGCCGGGAAGCAAGGUGUUUACGAACACGCCGUUGGUUCACAAGGCUAGGGAAGGAGUCAUGGAGUUCCUUCUCGCCAACCACCCUCUCGACUGCCCCAUCUGUGACCAAGGUGGAGAGUGUGACUUGCAGGACCAGUCGAUGCGAUACGGAUCCGACCGAACUCGAUUCCACGAGAUCACCGGAAAGCGUGCCGUCGAGAACAAGGACCUCGGCCCUAUCGUCAAGACCAACAUGACGCGUUGUAUCCAGUGCACCCGAUGUGUGAGGUUCGCCAACGAGGUCGCUGGAGUGGAUGAUCUCGGUACGACCGGAAGGGGGAACGACAUGCAGAUCGGCAUGUACGUGGAAAAGACGCUCGACUCGGAAAUGUCGGGCAACAUCAUCGACCUCUGCCCCGUCGGAGCCUUGACGAGCAAGCCCUACGCCUUCCAAUCUCGACCCUGGGAGUUGAAGAAGACCGAGAGUAUCGACGUCAUGGACGCCAUCGGCUCCAACAUCAGGAUCGACUCGAGGCAGGUCCAGGUCAUGAGGAUUCAACCCAAGAUCAACGACGACGUCAACGAGGAAUGGUUGAACGACAAGUCUCGAUACGCCUAUGACGGACUGAAGUACCAGCGAUUGACGACCCCGUUGAUCAGGGAGGGAGAGCGAUUCGUACCUGCCUCGUGGGAGGCCGCUAUGAGCAGGGUCGCACAAGGGUUGGCCGAGACCGGAGCCAAGGGAGACGAGAUCAAGGCCAUCGCUGGUGAACUCGCUGAUACCGAGUCGAUGGUUGCCCUGAAGGACUUGAUGAACAGGAUGGGCAGUGAAAACUUGACCGUAGACCAGAAGCGUGGCGAUGAACCCAUCGUCACCGGGGUCGAUGUCCGAUCGAACUACCUGUUCAACACCCAGAUCGCUCGGGCUGAAGAGGCCGACGCUGUGCUCUUGAUCGGAACCAACCCUCGACACGAAGCUGCCAUUCUCAACACUCGAUUCAGGAAGAGCUACCUCCACUCCGGGCUCGAGGUCGGUCUGAUCGGCGAGGACUUUGAGUCGACAAUGGAGUACGAAAAGCUCGGUUCGUCUGCCAAGGACGUCGCUAGCUUCUUGUCCAACAGCAAGUCGGCCGACGGCGUCUUUGCCAAGGCGUUUGCUGGCGCCAAGAAGCCGUUGAUCAUCGUCGGAAGCGCUGUGCUCGAGAGCAAGGAUGGAGAGGCCGUCUUGAAGGCCGUUGCCGAGUACGUCGGCAAGAACUCGGACAAGUUCAUCACCCCCGAGUGGAACGGAUACUCGGUCUUGCAGAGGGCCGCCUCGCGAUCCGCCGCUUACGACAUCGGUUUCACCCCUACCGCCUCGUCGUCCAAGGCCACCCCCAAGUUCGUCUACCUCUUGAACGCCGACGAGUUCGACCCCAAGUCCAUUCCCGAGAACGCCUUUGUCGUGUACCAGGGUCACCACGGUGAUGUCGGUGCUCAAUACGCCGACGUCUGCUUGCCUGGAUCCGCCUACACCGAAAAGUCGACCACCUGGGUCAAUACCGAGGGAAGAAGUCAGAUGGGCAGGACCGCCGUCCCGCCACCCGGCGCCGCCAGGGAGGACUGGAAGGUUUUGCGAGCGCUUUCCGAGGUGCUCGGAACUCCUCUGCCUUACGAUGACGUGCUCCACCUCCGAGAUCGAAUGUGGGACAUCUCGCCCACUUUGGUUCGAUACGACAACGUCGAGACCCCCUCGGCUGAGGUUCAAAAGCUCGGCUUGAAGUCGUUGGCCGACGUUCAGGCGACCGCAUCAGGCGAGGCUUUCAAGAAGCCCGUCGCCAACUUCUACCAGACCAACCCGAUCGCCAGGGCUUCGGUAACAAUGGCGGCUUGUACCAAGGCCUUUGUGACAAAAGACUACAAGAUCCAGGACGAGGACAGCGGCAACUCGCAGGCCGCUUUCGCAUAGAAGCGUUCAUACGUGAAUUAGCAAAAGUAGCCUUCGUUCGAAUGGUACUCGCAUGGCCACCCGCGACGUCAUUCGGACUCCCUCUUGUACCACCAUCCUCUUCCUUAAUUCGGCCCGGAGACUCACUCGUAAUGGGUCUCUUUGUAUUCCUAGUCUGUGGCACAGCAACUAUGGCAUGAACGAUGCGCAACGA